Messenger RNA from Lynx canadensis (Canada lynx), 1769 nucleotides. RefSeq names its product decaprenyl diphosphate synthase subunit 2 (gene PDSS2). NCBI's taxonomy places the organism in Eukaryota, Metazoa, Chordata, Mammalia, Carnivora, Felidae. Gene Ontology annotation, biological process: ubiquinone biosynthetic process; isoprenoid biosynthetic process. Bases 283 to 1485 code for a protein of 400 amino acids. The transcript has 8 exons. Gene Ontology annotation, cellular component: transferase complex; mitochondrion. Gene Ontology annotation, molecular function: prenyltransferase activity. The record is from RefSeq and is a predicted model, not a curated record.
UCCACGUCCCCAACAUGGCGUCCCCCAUUUAAGAAGCGGCAGUAGUUUCUACUCAGGUGGCCAGGGGCAGUGCUGAGCUUGGGCUCUUGUGUGUGUAGCCUGAAGUGCUGAAAGCUGUAGUUAAAGUUCGUUUCUAGUCACGGUUCCAGGAACUCUCCCUUCUUUCAGGGUCAGGAGUUGCCGGUUCCUUCUAGUUCCUGCAAGUUCUUCCUCUGCCCCUGGUUUGUUCCCUGCGCCACCUCCGGACACCCCCCAAAUCCCUGACACUCCCAGACUCAAACUAUGAGCCUUCGGCGGCUGCUGUUGCGCUUACCCCGUUAUCUCGGGGUCUCGGGUUCCCCGCGACGCUUGUGGUGGUCCCCGUUCCUCGAUACCAUCUCUUCGGUGGGCUCCUGGCGUGGUCAGUCCUCCAGGUCCCCGGCCCACUGGAACCAAGUAGUGUCAGAGGCGGAGAAGAUCGUGGGCUAUCCCACGUCCUUCAUGAGCCUCCGCUGCCUGCUCAGCGACGAACUCAGCAACAUCGCUAUGCAGGUGCGGAAGUUGGUGGGGACUCAACACCCUCUGCUUACCACGGCCAGGGGGCUUGUACAUGAGAGCCGGCAUAACCUCCAGUUGAGGGGCUUGGUGGUGUUACUUAUUUCUAAAGCAGCUGGGCCCAGCAGCAUGAAUGCAUCAUGUCAGAACUAUGAUAUGGUCAGUGGGAUCUAUUCAUGUCAAAGAAGUUUGGCAGAGAUCACAGAACUUAUCCACACUGCUCUCCUCGUACAUCGUGGGAUAGUAAAUUUAAGUGAAUUGCAAUCCUCUGAUGGACCACUGAAAGACAUGCAAUUUGGAAAUAAAAUAGCUAUCCUGAGUGGAGACUUUCUUCUAGCAAAUGCCUGCAACGGACUAGCUCUGCUACAGAACACCAAGGUCGUGGAACUUUUAGCAAGUGCUCUUAUGGACUUGGUGCAGGGAGUAUACCAUGAAAAUUCUACUUCAGCAAAGGAAAAUCAUAUCACAGAAGAUAUUGGAAUAUCAACUUGGAAGGAACAGACUUUUCUCUCCCAUGGUGCCUUAUUAGCAAAGAGCUGCCAGGCUGCAAUGGAAUUAGCAAAGCAUGAUGCUGACGUUCAGGAUAUGGCAUUUCAGUAUGGGAAGCACAUGGCCAUGAGUCAUAAGAUAAAUUCUGACCUCCAACCUUUUAUUAAGGAAAAGACCAGUGACUCCAUAACUUUUAAUCUCAACUCAGCUCCUGUGGUCUUACAUCAGGAGUUUCUUGGAAGAGACUUGUGGAUUAAGCAGAUCAGAGAGGCUCAAGAGAAGGGAAGAUUAGACUAUGCUAAGUUGCGAGAAACAAUCAAAGCUGGCAAAGGUGUGACUUCAGCUAUUGACCUGUGUCGUUACCAUGGAAACAAGGCACUGGAGGCCCUGGAGAGCUUUCCUCCCUCGGAGGCCAGAUCUGCUUUAGAAAACAUUGUGUUUGCUGUGACCAGAUUUUCGUGACACCAAAUUAAAAAGACACUAUUGUUCGUUAGCUGAAAAAAAACUGGGGAAUGAGGUGAUCGAGAGAGCUUUCAUGAUGAAAUAACUAAAUGUGUUAAUGACUUUAAAAACAUAAUACAUUUUUUCCUUCCUUUUAUCACAUUGCUAAAUGAAUACUGCCUUCUUUUUGGAACUGCUACAAACAAAAUUAGAAGAAAAAAAGGUCAAGCAGUUUUCACUUGUCACGCCAGAAGCACACUUGAGGCUGCAGUAGCAGAAAUAAUUAAUGAGAUUCGCUCCUGUGA